GAGAUGCACCAAUCUUGAGCUUGAAGGAGGUGGUACUUGAAUAUUAACCAGCUCUCUUGGACCCCUCUACCUGCUAGAACCCUAACCCAUGGGGUUCCUCCAAGCAGGUCUUUAAAGAGGCCAAAGUCAGCUCUCCUGAAGUCCCAGGUUGUUAUCCUACUUUUGUCCUGCUUCUUCCAUGCAGGAUCAUGAACUCCACCAUUCCAUGGUCACUGGAACCAAGGCUGAACCCAACCUUCACAUCCCCAACUAGAGUUUCUUUGUUAGUACAAGGUCCAGCCUCUCUGCUUGUUGGUUCCUGCACCACCUGUGUCAAAAAGUUAUCACCAAUGCUCUGCAGAAGCUUCCUGGGCUGUGCAUGCUGGACUGUGUUGCCUUUCCAGCAAAUGUCAGGGUGGUUGAAGUCCCCUAUGAGAACCAGGGCCCGUGAUCAUUAGGCUCCUUUCAGGUGUCUCUAGAAAGCCUCAUUGACUUCCUCUUUCUGAUCUGGUGGUCUGUAGUAAACACCCACAACAUUGUUUUUCUUAUUAGCCUGCUCCUUAAUUCUUACCCAUAAGCUCUCAAUUUGUUCUUCAUCCACCCCUUGGUACAGGUCAAUACAUUCCAGUUGCUGUCUCGCAUAAAGAAGAACUCCCACCACCUUGCCCCGCCACCAGCCGCCCACGACAACAUUCCAGCCAUGGGAGCUAUCCCAUCAUGUCUCUGUAACUCCAAUGAGAUCAUGGCCCUGUGACCGCACACAAGUCUCUAGUUCUGCCUGCUUACCCCUGGUGCUGCAUGGUUGGUACACGGGCAUUGCAGAGAGGUAGUAGAGCAUGAGACUUCCCUGGAGGGGAGCAAGAGGAUCCACCAUAGCCAUAGACACCACUGAGGUGGUUGGCCUUCUGGAUCUUAUCUUGAGAGACAGCUAAGGAACUCUUGUCACUGCUCUGGUUGGCCUGACUCAUUCCCCAGUUGGAUGCGAUGGCCUGAGCCAUUGUGGACCCUCACCCCCCGAGUCCUUUAGUUUAAAGCCCGCCUCACCAAGUUGGCCAGCCUGCUGCCAAAGAUUCCCUUUUCUAGACAGGUGGAUUCCAUUCCUCCCUAACAUGUUAUCCUAGCUUAGACAAGGCUCAAGGUCAUCUGCCUUGAGGAAUGUGUAAGAAUCAUUGGGAGCAGAUGUGAGAGAGAAUCUCUUGCAUGAGGUGGUCUUGUGCUUUGAAGAGUUAUUGUCCUUCCCAGGCUGCCUUGUAUUGGCUGUUAAAGAAGGGAACAACUGGGGCUUUUCCAUAUUCAGCUGUUCUGAUGUUGCAAAGAGAAGAUUUGAGUUUCUGUACUGAACAGCAUCAGACAAAACUGAAAUAUUGAUUAGAUGUUGAUGCUUUGUUUUGAAUUUGUUCUGUUUAUUCAUGUUCUUGAAUUUUUUUCAGGAAGAUGCAAAAGUUUACAGGAGUCUAAUAUGCUUCUCUGUUUGAUAUUCUACCUCAGAAGCUCAUCAUUGAUGAGAAGAAAUACUAUCUCUUUGGGAGAAAUCCUGAUCUGUGCGAUUUUACCAUUGACCACCAGUCUUGCUCUCGGGUCCAUGCUGCCUUGGUCUAUCACAAACAUCUCAAGAGGGUUUUCCUCAUAGAUCUAAACAGCACACAUGGCACAUUCUUGGGUCAUAUCCGUUUGGAACCUCACAAACCCCAGCAGAUACCCAUUGACUCCACGGUCUCAUUUGGCGCUUCUACACGGGCCUAUACUCUGCGAGAGAAGCCUCAGACACUGCCAUCAGCCGUUAAAGGAGAUGAGAAAAUGGGUGGUGAAGAUGAAGAGCUGAAGGGCUUGCUGGGCCUCCCAGAGGAGGAGACAGAACUUGACAAUCUGACAGAGUUUAAUACAGCCCACAACAAAAGAAUUUCCACACUAACCAUUGAGGAAGGGAACUUGGAUAUUCAGAGACCGAAGAGAAAACGGAAGAACUCCAGAGUGACAUUCAGUGAUGAUGAUGAAAUCAUCAAUCCGGAGGAUGUGGACCCUUCUGUUGGGCGUUUCAGGAACAUGGUACAGACAGCAGUAGUCCCAGUUAAGAAAAAACGGCUGGAGAAUCCAGGAGCAUUGACAACAGAUGAUUCUGCAUCACGACGUAUGCAAAACUUCCCCUACAGCGGAGGAUUAUACGGUGGUUUGCCCCCAACUCACAAUGAGGCGGGUUCCCAAUCGCACGGCGUCCAUGGGACAGCACUCAUCGGGGGGCUGCCGAUGCCUUACCCCAACCUGGCCCCAGAUGUGGACUUGACUCCUGUUGUGCCCUCAACAGUUAACAUGAACCCAGCUCCAAACCCUGCUGUCUUUAAUCCUGAAGCUGUGAAUGAACCCAAGAAGAAGAAAUACGCAAAGGAGGCAUGGCCGGGCAAGAAGCCAACCCCCUCCCUCCUGAUCUGAGUUGGGGUUUGUUGAGUUACGAACUCCAGAAACUGUUCAUGUGCAGUAUCGUCUUUUUAAAAUUUCAAUGUCCUAACCAGAUGUAACACCAAGAUUGGAGAAGUGAAAUAUCCUUUAAAGAUCUGUCUUCAAACGUUUUUAUAUGUCUGUUUAAAAGAAAAAAAGAAUGUACAGCUCCCAUCUCCUUAUAUAUCUGGCAGCCUUUUCUUAGCCAAUUACUGGUCCCCAGAGGUGUUUACUCUGAAUUUCAAGGGGCAGAGUCAUACAAUUUAAUUACCGUUUAUGGCAUGACCCUGCAAAUUUGUGUAUUUAGGUGUCGUGCUUACUAUGAGUAACGUUUUUCUUGCUGGACUUGCUCAUAGCAGGUCAGCUGUAUCAGACAUAAAUGUCUGUGGGGCCAAGCCUUUCAGAAAUCCCAUUGAUAUGAGUUCCAAAACUUGCAAAAUAUAGGUCAGCUUUUAUUUUUUUAAAUAUUCAAAGUCCCACCAAUGUGGGGUGUUACCUUUUUUUUGUUGCUGUUUUUUUUGGUCACAACUUGUUUUAAUUUCCACCUAAAACACUACAGCAUCCCUUUAGAUCAUGAGAGCGUGGAGCUGAGAUGGUCGAGGAGGAGGAGGUGUGCUACCCCAGCUGUGGUCCAGCGCGGUGCGAUGGAGAGCGGUGAGGGGGGGGAGAAGAGGAUGUCCCCCAGCUGGAGCCGAGGGCAGCGUCCCAGCCUGGCAGCCAUCUACACUGUGCAGAGAGUGAAGUAGGGCUGACUUAAGGUGGAGUUAGCACAGAGGAGAACAGUUUCUUUUACAGUUGGUGGCCCUUUUAAAUAGUUUCACUUUUAUUUACAAAUGGAACUUGUGAGCUUAGGUAUGUGUGAGAUGCAACAAGACACACAUAAAGAUGAGCAGGUGUCAGAGGACUUGGUGUUUAACACUUACAACCCCAAUCUGCAUUCUCUUCUGGCUGCUAGGAGCAGUGGGGGAAAACUGAGUGCUACUCGAAGCUAGAAUAUAAAUUCUCAGUAGAGAAUCUCCCUCUCCUUGAAUAAAGCAGUGCACAAGUUGGUUUCACAUUAUUAGAUUUUUUGAUGACUUCAUCACUCUCCCAUUGAGUAAAAUGAGCAGCUCAAUUUGGAUUGUUGCUCUGGCCCUUCACAUCCUCGGGUUUACGUUUCAAAAUCUGAUUCAGAUGCUGUGCCUUUACUUUACACAAGGUAAGGCCAGAGCUCUGUUUCUCUUAAGUUUCCUUUGGCUAUUUUUACACUCUCUAAUGCAGUUCAGCUGCCCUGUCACGUUCCGGUGUUGUGUGGGGGUUUCUCCGGGAGGUGUGCGCUGAGGUGACCGUGUCCCUGCUGGGGCUGUGCGGGUGGGACGGGGGCUGCAGUGGAGCUGCGGCGCUGCCCUGCGUGGGACAGAGGUACAGAAUCAGUGUGACUUCUGCAUCGACAGAGCGAUUGCUUCUAUCAUGUUAUUGAGGUAAAAAGGAGCUGGCAGCUGCCCCGUUUACAAGAGCAAUGGCUUUAGAGACUGGUUUGUUCCCCUCCACGCACCGUCCUGUCAUACGGAUGGGUACAGAACCUUCUCCAGGAUACAGCUGCGCCGCUCUGUGUUUAACUGUCAUAUUAUUGAAUAUGAUUCAGUCUUCAGACAUUCUGCUUCCAAACACUCCAUGUUGACUUCUAAAAUCUUUCUCCCUUUAUUUUUAGUUUUGCUUCUUCCUGGUAUGUAGAAUUUUCUUUUUCCAGCCAGUCUGCUUUAUGAAGGCAGCUCUCUAGCGUAAGACUAGUUAGGGCAAGUAAAAGUUGAACAGAUUUCUUCUUCCUGUUUUUUCCAUUUUGGGUUGUGUUUUGUUUUGGGGGGAUGCGUGGGUGGUAAUUAUUUUGGGUUUUUUAUGAGUGGCUCUUUGCAAGAUUUUUCUUGAAAAGGGAAGCUUUACUGCUCAUUGGUUUUUAAAGCUCUUCUCCCCCCUGGGUUUGAACAAGCUCUCAUUAUUUUAGAGCUUAGAGGCCAUAGCUGGCCGUUACCAGAGGGGACGGUGUAACAUCUAGGGGCUUGUACAGAAGUUUGUACACUUGUGUAAUAUGUAAUAGGCCUUUUCACACUUUCUGUUGAGCUUUUUACCUGUAACCUUUACUAUGUUGUAAAUAAAAUGCAGAUUUUGCCAGUU
Messenger RNA from Calidris pugnax (ruff), 4563 nucleotides. RefSeq names its product protein phosphatase 1 regulatory subunit 8 (gene PPP1R8). NCBI's taxonomy places the organism in Eukaryota, Metazoa, Chordata, Aves, Charadriiformes, Scolopacidae. The record is from RefSeq and is a predicted model, not a curated record. The transcript is spliced from 5 exons. The coding region runs from base 1777 to 2406 and encodes 209 amino acids.